AUGGCCUCCACCUUCGAGUCCCCCAACGCUGUUCGUCGUACGGCGUCCGCCUCUUCUUCUUCCUUGAAAGAGAAAGAGAAGGCAGACGUUACAGAACCUGCCGUUUUUCUGAGUACGGACGAGGAGGAAAACGGAAAAUCUUCUGGUAAAUAUGAGGUCUAUAGGCCAUACAUUUUGGGGGCAACAGCACUCGUCAUUCUGGGAUGGUGGAUCAGUGCAACAGUGCUGGAAGCAACUAGACACAGAUGGAUCGUUCAGACUCUGUUUGCAUGGUUUUUUAUCCUUGUCAUUGCUUUCCGUUUCAUUCCAAACACUGUUGUCACUAAACCGGUGGAAGCGUUUUGGGCUCCCUGCGUCUCAAAGCCUUGGUUCGCGCUAAACUACAGGGCACGGUUAGCGUUUGGCUGGCUCUGCCUUCUCGCCCUGGUCUUUGGGUCAGCAUUCGGCUUCAAACUUACCAACGGCGCAACCUAUUCUGAUCGAGGUAUUCCUCUUGUCGGACUUUUCCUCUUCCAAUUCGGGUUUUGGGCAUCAUCCAAAAAGCACAGCGCUGUUCCUUGGCCGACUGUAAUCGUUGGUCUCAUUCUUCAGCAGGCUAUUGCCCUUUUUGUCCUUAAGUCAGGAGCCGGUUUUUCCAUUUUCAAAUGGAUCGCAACACUCGCUGGAGACUUUUUGGGGCGUUCUCAAGCAGGAGCACAGUUCUUCUUUGAUGAAGAAACAUACAACAAACAUUGGUUCUUCAUUGGCACUCUGGGUUCUAUUAUCUUCUUUAUUGCAUUUGUUCAAAUGCUUUACUAUCUGGGUGUCAUGCAAUGGGUUAUUGCUAAAUUUGCCUGGUUUUUCUUCAAACUGAUGAACGUAUCCGGUGCCGAGGCCGUUGUAGCGGCAGCUUCGCCUUUUGUUGGACAAGGCGAAUCUGCUUGCCUUGUCCGUCCGUAUGUGGAUUUGAUGACUGAAUCUGAGCUUCAUGUUACUAUGACGUCGGGUUUCUCCACCAUCGCUGGUUCAGUGUUGGUUGCGUAUAUGAACCUCGGAGUGCCCGCAACAACUCUCGUCACCUCCUCUGUAAUGAGUAUUCCCGCGUCGCUUUCCAUAAGUAAGAUGAGAAGUCCGGAGCUUGAGGAGCCUCUUACUCGUGGUAACGUCACCAUUGAUCGCGGUGCUGAGGAUACCAAGAAUCCCCCAGCCAACGCCAUCCACGCUUUCAGUCAGGGCGCCCUAUUUGGGUUGAUAGUGGCGGGUCAAAUCUUGACGAACGUACUUACCGUCCUUUCACUUGUUGCAACGGUCAACGGCCUCUUGACCUGGGUUGGCCGUGGCUUUGGCAUCGGUAACCUCACACUGGAGUUGAUCCUUGGUUACGUUUUUUAUCCAAUCACCUUCUUUUUGGGAGUCCCGCGAUCCGAAAUUUUGAAGGUUGGACAACUCUUUGCCAAGAAGCUCAUUGCGAAUGAGUUUUCAGCAUACGAGGACUUGAAGAAAUUGAAUGAUGCAGGCAAUAUUUCCGCUCGCGCAUAUACCAUUGCUUCGUACGGCCUCUGCGGUUUCGCCAAUCUUGGAUCCUUAGGCAUUCAAAUCGGAGUCCUUGGAGCUUUGGCACCGUCAAAAGGAAGGGUUAUAGCCAGAAUAGCCUUUUCGGCCAUGGUAUGCGGCUUCCUUUGUACCUUGCAAACUGCCGGCAUUGUUGCUAUGCUUAUUUAA
Messenger RNA from Psilocybe cubensis, 1701 nucleotides. RefSeq lists its product as uncharacterized. The coding region runs from base 1 to 1701 and encodes 566 amino acids. Lineage: Eukaryota; Fungi; Basidiomycota; Agaricomycetes; Agaricales; Agrocybaceae. Gene Ontology annotation, cellular component: membrane. The transcript is spliced from 14 exons. Gene Ontology annotation, molecular function: nucleoside transmembrane transporter activity; symporter activity. Gene Ontology annotation, biological process: nucleoside transmembrane transport. The record is from RefSeq and is a predicted model, not a curated record.